AUGGCGGUUGCACAGUUAGUCUCUCUUUUCGAGACUCUACACGAAGAAGCAUCCAUUAAACCAAUGCCCAGGAGCUUUCGCAGUCACACCUCGUCGAAAGUCCGCCUCCAUCUCCAGACCAUCUUUAGCCACAAUCCCCUCCACCGAUCGUCAGCAAAGAGCCCAUCCAGCAACAUGAGCUCGUCGUCAUCUAGCCCAUCCUCCAUCAGAUCCUCGCCCAGUUCCUCCUAUAGCAGCUUCGGAAGCCGACGACGGGUACCUACCAACGACCUUGAUUCUGCCAUCCUCUCGGCAACUUCACCACGAUCGAGCCGUCGCAUCCGUCGCCAACCCUCUGCCAUCGACCUCGCACUCCAGGCAGAACAGUACGCCGACGAAGCUGAGCUCAUCGGGCUCGGCUUGUUGGAACCCAGACCACGAGCAAACACGGGUGCUUCGACGGCGUCUUCUCCACAGUGCUCAAUGAUGGAAUUCAUGAAUGAGACCAUGCAAACGCCGGUGGUUUUGGAUGGUAUCUUUGAGGUCAUGGAACGUGCAUGA
Molecule: messenger RNA, 540 nt
Organism: Fonsecaea multimorphosa CBS 102226
Lineage: Eukaryota; Fungi; Ascomycota; Eurotiomycetes; Chaetothyriales; Herpotrichiellaceae
Exons: 1
Coding region: 1-540 (179 amino acids)
Source: RefSeq, a predicted model, not a curated record